This is a messenger RNA of Babesia ovata, 1044 nucleotides long. RefSeq lists its product as uncharacterized. The transcript has 8 exons. NCBI's taxonomy places the organism in Eukaryota, Apicomplexa, Aconoidasida, Piroplasmida, Babesiidae. The coding region runs from base 1 to 1044 and encodes 347 amino acids. The record is from RefSeq and is a predicted model, not a curated record.
AUGCGCAACAUAAUAGUGUUCGCACUCGUUAUAUUAUCGCAAAUCGCAAUUGCCGCUCCAGGCAAUAAGAAGCAACAGCAAGAUGACAUCACCGUCACCGGGCUGGUGGUCAUCAAGGAUAAGACCUACCGAGCCACAUGCAACUGUCCAGCCCAUGUUAAAUCUCUGGAGAACAUGAUAUACAUCAGCAGGGGCCUCUGCUAUCCUUCCAAGGUAAAGGUCAGAACCCACGGAGCUCACGACCCAGACGAAUACAAGAUGUUGGUUGAUGGUAUGCACCUGAUACCGCACGAGGACUUCACAAGUGUCCACCAACACCCCCUUUCAGCGAUGGACGGUAGACUCAAAGGGAAGGCCUUCUAUGCUCCAGGCGGUGAUCUUGGCAUUUUCAUUUUGGCUAUGCUAAACAUGUAUGAAAACGACGGAAUCCCAACCCAGAAAACUGUCACCAACAUGCUGAGGGAAUACAUCCGUCAAAUAUCAAACGGCCGCGACUUCAGGCAUGCUGUCGACGAAAAGUCGCUUGAAUCGAUUAGAAACGCCCUAAAAUGGGAACUGAUCGACCUGACUAACAUAGACCCGCCGCAUCAAAAGGCCGUGAAAGACGCAAUAAGCGCGGGAGCGUACGGCAAUCCAUUUUUGAAUUUCUUGGUUCGCAAGUUCCGCAGCAAUCCGAGCAAAAAAACUAUUGUCGUUGAAUGCAUCAACGCCUUUUUCGAAAUCGUGUGGGACAAGAGUGACAGCAUCUGGGAGAGAAUGGUUGUGCAGCUCCUCGAGGGGGAGCACAAGCCACGAGCGCUUGUCGAAUUGUCUGUCUCCAAGGGCUGCGAGCUAGCCCGCAUGGCACCCCUGGUUACGGCUAAGGUUGAAGACAUGCAGCUGCUGAUAUACACUGAAUUCGCGGCGAAUUAUCGCAAGAGGGAGGUGGCAACGUUCAUCUACAAUCAGCAGGACACGCGCAAACGAACACUCCCUCUGGACGAAGUGCUGCAGCAUCUGGACAAACUCACGCACACCGUCACUGAAGAGUUUGGUAAGUACUGA